CAGUGUGCGCGCACGGCACGCGUCGCAGCUCGCAGGGACAAAAAAAAAAAAAAAAAGAAAAAGAAAAACCCCCGGCACGAGCUCUUCGCCUCCGGAUACCGCAUUUCUCCCGUGUCACAUCUCGUUCUUUUUUCACCCGGGACAAACAAGAUCGCCUUUACCAAACUAACCGGCGGAGAGCUGGGAGAGAGCGCGUCGCCAAGAGUCUGCCGUUAUACAACCACCAUCCAGUCUUACUUGACUGUCUCUGUGUCUGUCAUAAAGUCUCAGGCUCCUCUAAACGCCGAGACGUUUAAAAAACCAGGUGAUUCUUCGGCUUUUACGUUGGAAUGAACUCGGGCAGAAGCUCGGCUUUCCCUUUGGAUGGGUGAUUUUUUGUCUUUCGUUCUCCAGUUACACGAGUAACAGUCUGCCGUGAUGCACUCCAGCUCUGUCACCCAGUCUUCCAGCAAGUGAGGACCGGUUUGGGGCAGAAAGCUGACGGCCUGAGGAGGGGAAGAUGACAGCUUUAAUCCCGGCGCUGCUUCUUCUCGCCGGCGUCUCUGUGACGUUGACUCUGAAAGUGGUGUCGAAGAGAGGCUCAGUGGAUGGCUGUACGGAUUGGUCAGUGGACUAUCUGAAGUACCGGGUGCUGCAUGGAGAACCAGUGCGGAUCAAGUGCGCUCUGUUUUACGGCUACAUCCGGGCGAACUACUCGCAGGCGCAGAGCUCAGGUCUCAGUCUGAUGUGGUACCGUAGCUCGGGGCUCGGCCACGGAGACUUCGAGGAGCCCAUCUCAUUCAAUGGCCUGCGCAUGAGCAAAGAGGAGGACGCCAUCUGGUUCAGACCUGCAGAACUGCAGGACGCCGGCCUCUACUCUUGCGUGCUGAGGAACUCGACGUUCUGCAUGAAGGUGUCCAUGACUCUGCUGGUGGCUGAUAAUGACACAGCGGCCUGUUAUAACUCCAAACUGCGCUACACGGAGAAGGCUGAGCUGGGCAAGAGCAAAGACAUUUCCUGUCCUGAUAUCCAGGACUUCAUCCAGCCUGGCCAGGAGCCACAGAUAACGUGGUACAAGGAGUGCAGUGAGUGGCAGUGGAGGCCAAGUAUACUGCAGUCUGGAGACACUCUCUCCAUCCAGGAGGUAACGGAGGAUGACAUUGGGAACUACACCUGUGAGCUGCCCUUCGCAGGCUUCCUCGUGCGCCGAACAACUUACCUGAGUGUGACAGCUCCUCUGACUGAAGAUCCUCCAAAGAUCCUGUUCCCAUCUGAAAACAAACUCCUCACCUUAGACAUGCAGAUAGGCGCUUCGGUCAAUUUGACGUGCCGCGCAUUCUUCGGCUAUAGCGGCGAUGUCAGCCCACUCGUGUACUGGAUGAAGGGAGAGAAGUUCAUCGAAGACAUGGACCAGAGCCGCAUCCGAGAGAGUGAUAUCAGGACCAUCAGAGAGCACCUAGGAGAACAGGAAAUGUCAAUCACUUUGACAAUAGAUUCAUUAGAAGAGGGAGAUCUGGGCAAUUACUCUUGUUAUGCUGAGAACGGGAACGGAAGACGACAAGCCAGCAUACAGAUCAGCAAACGAGUCGAGCUGAUGUAUACGAUGGAGCUGGCUGGAGGAUUAGGAGCCAUUUUGCUGCUGCUUGUUCUGCUGCUCUCUGUGUAUAAAUGCUACAGGAUCGAGUUGCUGCUCUGCUACAGACAUCACUUCGGAGGGGAGGACUCAGAUGGAGGUCAUAAGGAGUAUGAUGCGUACCUGUCCUACAGUAAAGUGGAGAUGGAUCAGUGGGGGCAGGAGCUUCAGGACGAGGAACGUUUUGCUCUAGAGAUCCUUCCUGAUGUUCUGGAGAAACACUAUGGCUACAAACUCUUCAUCCCAGAUAGAGAUCUCAUCCCCACCAGCAGUCUCAGCAGUGAACAUUACCAGGAUGAGACACAGCUUGUUAGAGCAUAUAUUGAGGAUGUGGCUCGCUGUGUGGAGAUGAGCAAGCGUCUGAUCAUUGUGUUGACCCCUGGCUACGUGUUACGUCGUGGCUGGAGCAUAUUCGAGAUGGAGUCACGCCUUCGCAGCUCUCUAGUGUCAGGCGAGAUCAAGGUGAUUCUGAUCGAAUGCGCCGAGCUGCGCGGCGUCAUCAACUACCAAGAGGUAGAGGAGCUGAAGCAGUCUAUCAAGUCUCUGACCGUGGUGCGCUGGAGUGGCCCACGAAGCAACAAGCCUGGCUCACGAUUCUGGAAGCAGCUGCGUUAUGCUAUGCCAUGCCGCCGGCCACAGCCCAGUCUCAGGACCCCCGCAGUAGACGCAGGAGAGCCGAACCCCUUCGCUCACCUCCACACCGUUUCAGCAAUCUCAGUGGCCACGGCGGCGUCGACAGCAGCAGCUCCAGCCCGUCCAGAGCUUCGGGCCGCACUGCGCAGCUCAUACCGAGCGCACUCACUGGCAAGGCAGAAACACGCGCACUUCCGCAGCUAUGAUUAUGAGCUGCCGCUGGCAGCAGGAGCCACUCUGCCAGCACAACCCACCUACUGCAACCUGCCACUUACGCUGCUUAACGGCCAGUGGCCCACCGCCAAGCGCCAACACAGCCUGGAUGAGCCGCACGCCAACAACAACGCCAUGCUGCCGUUGCUGCCCCGUGAAACCAGCAUCUCCAGUGUCAUCUGGUGAUGGAGAAGCAGUAAGGAUUCUAUGACUUCUGUAGAUGGGCUAGGCUGGGACAAAACCUCUUAUGCUCAUAGGGAUGUAGGGAUGUCUGGCCAAACUUAGAUAUAUACGGAACAGCCUUUGCUCUAAUCAAGCACCAUGGUCUUUCCGUGUCCGGCUUUUGGUCCACUGCUGAUCUCACACUGAGGCUACUCUGGAAGUAAAGCGCCACAGUAAGGGAUUAAUUAUAUAGUGCCAUAUCAACCUAGUGGGAAGUCUAUGAGUGACCUGAGACAUGCAGCCACACCACACGAACGGAAACAGGGUCCUGCACAGACGUCUGCAGUUUACGCAUAGCAUCACCAUCUCCCGAUCUCUGUACACUUUGUGUCAUCACACUGCCUUUAUUUUUUUUUUUUUCUGUUGCCAAAAGAUAUGAGUACUUUCACUUUGUUUAGUUGAUGAUCUUUUUACUGUACUACUAGACUUGCAGUUGAUUUUACUUACUUUCAGUUUGAAACAGUGUGAGCCAUUUUGAAAUUAGGGCUUGGCUAAAUGAAAUGUUUACCCUUUUGUUUUCACCGACAGUUUGCUCUACAUGUUGAUCCAAGUGUCCAGUUUCUGUUAGCUUCUGUAUGAUGUGUAUUUAUGAUUUUAAUUGGACAAUUUGUAAGAGGAAAAAAAAUCACAGAGAAUUAUGCAAGGAGUGGAGCCCAUCCUCAAAUAAUAAAGGGUAUUUUAAGAAACAAGAAAUCUAUUUUUAUAAAUGGAAAGCUGUUUCACUAUAUAUAUAACAGCAUCACCAGGACUAUGGGGUAAAAGACUUGUGCAUUUUGGGUAUUUUAUAAAUUUUGCUACAUUGUUUUUGUUUGUACAACCUACAAUAAAAUAACUUGAUGUCCUCAAAUUAAUUUAGGAAACAAUAGUAUACUGCAUUUCCUAUAGUUGGGUAAAACCUAAUGAAAUACAAGGUUUUUUCUUUUUUCUUUUUUGAAUAACUCUUAAAGUCAAGUUUUAAAGGACUUAAAAUCCUGUGUAAAGUCCAUAUGCAUAGAGGAUUGAUAUGUAUUAUGAUUUGGAUAUUUAUAUUACUAUGUAUUAUAAAACACUACAGCCACUGAAAUGAAGUGUUUAUAUUUCUAAAGGCACAAUCAUUCUUGUUUCCAUUUUGUUUGUCACUGUGCAUUAAAAUCACCAACCUCUGUCAGUUUAUGUGUAGUAAAUGCUAAAGUCCACACUGUGUGUGUGUGUGUGUGUGUGUGUGUGUGGGCGAGUGUGCAGCUCUCAGGGCCGGUUGUCUCCAAACAGACUUCACUUUCAAUUUCAGUAAUCACCUUUUUUUUUUGCUGUUUAUAUAAUGUAUGUAACAUAAUGUAUAAAAUACAAGAGAUGACAAGUAUAGUGAAACAAAUACACAAAUAUAGUAACAAAUAUAUCAAACAUAAACAUACUAUAGCAAACAAAUCCAAUAAGAUCCACAAUACUUAUUAGAAAAUGUAAUGGCUAAAUAUAAUGUUUUAACUUUUCACUUAAAAGCUGAGGAACACCUUAGCUAGAUGAGGUGGAGUCCAUGUCACAUUUGAAAUAUGAGCUUGUGUUUUAAAGCUGAUCUUCCUUAAAAAACAAUAUUUACAUUGUCUAUGUUAAAGAUCAACACUCUGCUACCUGUUUAUAUUGCUUUAUACAGUGUGUAGUUAGCUGUUCUGCUUAAAAUUACCUGCAGUAGGAAGAUCAGCUCUAAAUGCAUAGUAAAUUACAAUUUAUAAAGCGAUUCAGUUACAUUUUAGUAUUAUAAUAUUUUGUUUCAGUUGUUUGACAUAUUUAGGGUAAAAUACUUUAACCCAAUACUUUCUAUAAUACAGUUAUAGAAUGUUGCUAUUAUAUGUAGUUAACAAGUUAUUUACCUUUGAACAGUACAGUUGAUGUGACGUAGUGACAUUUAUAAUGAUUAUGACUAACAAAUGGAAUCUCCCUCAGAAAUUUUCAAAGAGCCAAAGAGCACAGUGAUUCUUCAGCUGACGACCUAGCUGAAUUACAGUGUUAUUCAGGCUAUAGGUGUAUUCUUGUAGAAAUAGUACCUGACUGAUAGGAACUUUCCUCCACUGAUGCUAAUACAAAACAUUUCAAUAACAAAUCAUAUAAGCUGAUUUAAUUUUAUAUAGUCAAAAUUCAUACACACACAAGUAGAUUUAAUUAUAUUAACCUUCACUGUGCUAAACUCAAAAUGAAAGUACAACCAUUUGACGUUAACUUUAUUGUCUGAAAACUGCAAGUUCAGACAUGGCAAGUUCACACACGCAAAAGCAUCACAAUGCUACAGCCUUCAGUGACCACAAGCCACCACAAUAGUGCAUAAAUACACACUUUUAAAGAUCUAUAUUCACAUUUCCUGUAAGGAAUUAGGUUCUCUAGUGCCUUACAAUAUAUUAUUUCAGUUCACUGUCACAAUACAGAACCUUUAUGACUUAGAGAUUCUUGAGAAUUAUAUGGAACUGACAAUUCAGUAAUACUAUUUUUAGCUAUAUAUUUAGUGAGGAGAGUAAGCUGCCUUAGUAACUGAGUUAGAGCUGCUUUUAUGAUCAUGUUAAUCCUGAAUUAUACUCCAGC
This is a messenger RNA of Pangasianodon hypophthalmus (striped catfish), 5227 nucleotides long. RefSeq names its product interleukin 1 receptor accessory protein-like 1a (gene il1rapl1a). Bases 500 to 2644 code for a protein of 714 amino acids. NCBI's taxonomy places the organism in Eukaryota, Metazoa, Chordata, Actinopteri, Siluriformes, Pangasiidae. The record is from RefSeq and is a predicted model, not a curated record. Gene Ontology annotation, molecular function: interleukin-1 receptor activity. Gene Ontology annotation, biological process: signal transduction; negative regulation of exocytosis. The transcript is spliced from 12 exons.